AUGUCCAAAAACAGUAAAGCCUCGCGUGCAUCCACCACCUCCUCUAGAACAAGGGCCUUGGAAGCCAAAGCCAAAGAAGUUGAAUUAAGGACGAGGAUUGCACAACUCGAUCAAGUGGAAACUGCAAAAAGAGAAGCAGAAAGAACAAGGUUGAUAGCUAAGUGUGCAAUUGCUGCUGUUGUUAGCAAAGUCUACGAGGACGCAAUAAAGGAAGAUGCAGAACAAUACCUAGGAUCCGAUGACCCAGACAAAGAUGAUGCUGUCAUGAGAGGCCGAGGUCGACUAAAGAAAGACCAUUACAACCAUCAUUUAACUCGGCGACAGGAGAGUCAGUUGGCACCUUGA
Porites lobata is the source of this 345-nucleotide messenger RNA. NCBI's taxonomy places the organism in Eukaryota, Metazoa, Cnidaria, Anthozoa, Scleractinia, Poritidae. The record is from the annotation of a GenBank genome assembly.